CCUGCUAACAUCCAUCCUGAGAAAACAUUGCACCAGGCUUAGCCCGAAUGCGCGCUGCUGCUGCCGCUCACACCCGACAGCUCGCUGCACAGGCAGCUGCAACUACUGCAUUUCAGUUUCUGCUGUGCACAGAAACAUCAAUUGCAGAAAAAAAACAUCGUAGAUUUCUAUUUUUUUUAUGUAGCACCUUUAAAAAGACAUGUGCUUUCGGGAGUUGUGAUUUUUUUUAAAAAAAGUAAAGCGUGAGGACGAUUUAAACUUUAUAUAUAUUUCAAUAUUGGAGAAUGAGAAUGAACGCGAUGGUGUCUUUGAAGUUUGCCCUGGUGCUGGCGGUGGCUGCUAACUUUCUUGACAGCGAAGCGAAGUUUCUUGAGAGGAGUGAGAAAUCUCCGGUGAGGAGAUGCCUGGAUGGGAGUACGCCGCGCCGCUUGAGGAGGAGGGAGAGGAGGCUGCUCGCCCUGGACCCCAGUGGCUAUAUCUGUCACAGGCUGUAUAGCCGCCUGUCCUGCUGCCCCAGCUUCGGGCAUUUCCAUGAGUUCGUUGAUCCCAAGAUAUUUUCUGUUACAAACAACACAGAAUGUGCAAAGCUGCUGGAGGAAAUCAAGUGUGCCCAAUGUUCACCACAUGCACAGUAUUUAUUUCACUUACCUGACUGGCAAGGAGCAUCAGACAAUGAACUGGCUUUUCCCAUGUUGUGCAGAGAUUAUUGCAAACAGCUCUACUUUGCGUGCAGAAGCCAAAUAACAGGACUCUUCCAAACCACUUCAGAUGAGUUCUGUAAUCUUUAUGCAGCAAAGGACAAUGGGAUAUGUUUUCCAGACUCACCCAGAAAACAAGUGCAAGGACCAAGUUCCAACUAUUUAAACCAGAUGGAUGACUAUUACAAAAUGGAACAGAUCAACAGAAAAUACAAAAAAAACUGUUACUGCCUUCAUGAAGUGGUCAGUGGACUUGUGCAGCCUACUGGAUUAGUGCAUUGUGGAGAUGGAUCACAGAGACUCUUCAUCUUGGAAAAGGAAGGUUUUGUAAAGAUUUACACUCCUGAUGGAGAAUUACUGAAGGAAUCAUUCCUCGACAUUCACAAGCAGGUCCAGAGUGGAAUAAAGGGUGGAGAUGAAAGAGGACUGUUAAGCCUUGCAUUCCAUCCUAAAUACAAGAAAAAUGGAAAGCUCUAUGUGUCCUAUACCACCAACCAAGAGCGAUGGGCAAUUGGACCGCAUGACCACAUUCUUAGAGUAGUCGAAUACACUGUAUCCAGAAAAAAUGCAAAUCAAGUGGAUACAAGAACAGCAAAGGUAUUGAUUGAAGUCGCAGAGUUACACAGAAAGCAUUUGGGUGGACAACUAAUGUUUGGGCCUGAUGGCUUCCUGUACAUCUUCCUUGGCGAUGGAAUGAUUACUCUUGAUGAUAUGGAAGAGAUGGAUGGGUUAAGUGAUUUUACAGGGUCUGUGCUUCGAAUCAAUGUAGAUACAGAUUCCUGCAGUGCACCUUAUUCUAUACCCAGAAGCAAUCCUUACUUUAAUAGUACUAAUCAACCACCAGAGAUUUUUGCACAUGGACUUCAUAAUCCAGGCAGGUGCGCAGUGGAUCAGCUUCUCAGGGACUCCAAUGGCAAUCUGACCAUACUUUGUUCAGAGUCAAAUACUUGGAAUAAAUCAUCAGGAAGAAUAAUCAAGAUAACAAGGGGAAAAGAUUAUGAAACUGAGCCUCCAGCAGUUGAGUUCAAAUCUUCCAGCCACAGUCCUUUAGUGGGUGGCUUUAUAUACAGAGGAUGCCAGUCUAGAAGACUUUUCGGAAACUACAUUUUUGGAGACCGAAGUGGGCAACUGAUGAGCCUUCAACAAAACCCUUUGAACAAACAGUGGCAAGAACGAGCUUUGUGUCUUGGCAGUAGCACCACGUGCAAAAAUUCUCUUAGUGGUCAGAUCUCAGGAAUGGUUUUGGGAUUUGGAGAAGAUGAGUUAGGUGAGAUCUAUAUCUUGGCAAGCAGUAAAAGUGUGACACAAGUGCACAGUGGGAAGCUCUACAAAAUGAUGGACCCAAAAAGACCUUUGGUUCCAGAAGAAUGUAAGAAAUCAGUUUUGCCUCCGCAACCAUUGGCAUCAGAGUGCUCACACCUGUGUAGAAAUGGACUGUGCACACCAACGGGAAUAUGCUGCUGUAAUCCAGGCUGGGAGGGAGAGUUCUGCAGAGUGGCAAAGUGCGACCCCAUUUGUCAGCAUGGUGGCGUGUGUGUGAGGCCAAAUAAGUGCUUGUGUAAGGAGAGCUACACUGGACCUCAGUGCGAACAAGUGGAUAGAAACAUUGAAAGAGUGGCAAGGGCAGCAGUUUGCCAGCAGCCAAGGAGGAAUGGGAAAUGUAACACCCCUACAUGGCUUUGGUUCUUUAAUGUGGACACCAGACAGUGUGAACAGUUUCUCUAUAGUGGUUGCCAAGGAAGCAAAAAUAGAUUCAACUCUCAAGAAGAGUGUGAGAAAACCUGCUUACCAAGAAACCAUCAAGGCACAGAACUGAUACAACGGAUGGAUCAAUAAACUGUUGACCAGACAUCUUUUAGUUUCUUCCAUAAUGAGAGAAAGAACAAAUACAUUUCAUAUUUUUGAUGUAUAUUUUACAUGGGACUAAAAGAUUUUAAAAUUCAAAAAUGGGAAAACAGGUUACUUCAGGUUUUUAUUAUCUAACCUUAAAUUUAUUUUAAAAUGAUGUGUAAUAUCUGAAGUGAAAUUCUAGAAAUUGUGAUAUCUGAAAAAAAAAGGUCAAAUUGUAUAAGCUCAUUACUGGUCUGCCAUUCACCAGAUUCUAAUUGGUGUACGUAGAUUUAAAACAAAGACAUUUAAAUGUAUAAUUUCUUUUUAAAAUUUAAUAUAUUGUUUAUGUAAAUGCAUGCUUAAUGUCCUCAAGAAUACAGUAUUAUACUGUGACCAUUGAGCUGAUAAAUUGUAUUUUUAAACAUUACCUGUUACAUACUGUAUUGCAUUUGUUAUUAUACUAUAUGUAAGCAGCAGCAAAUAUGCUAAAGUAUAUUUUUAUUACAGUAGCUACAGAAGUAAUUGACCACUGAUAGUUCUCUUAAACUUCUAAGACUCUCUUUGUGGGCCCAUAUCUAAAUGAUCAUUAAGCUAUAACCUAGUGGUGAAAAGUCAAGGGAGGAAGUUAUUGAUCAAUAGCAAUUUAGUGAAGAAACCAUUGGUGUCCAGUUACUAUGUUUGCCAAGGACUAUUGUCACCAGGUUUUAAAUGCUUGGAGGUGAGAUUUCAUAAUGCUGCUGGAAAGACAAAUACCUAGAAAUUGGGUGUCACCCUCUUUUAUUACUCUAAACAUGCACUCCAUAUGGCAUUAACACCCACUCAGAUCUUCUAAAAAAGUUUGUAAAACUAUGAGUUUUGCGCAAUGAAUGAUGCACUAAAACAGGAUAUCUCUGAUUCUUAUCGGAAGCCAAAUGCAGAAUCCAAAGCCUCCAUGCUAUUGCAGAGCUGACUGCUGGGAAGUGAGUUGUUGCUUAAAGAACCCUCCCCACAGCAGCCACAGAAAACACUGCUGCGGGGGUGAAGCAAAAUACAAGGGGCAAGGCAUUCUCCAGUGAGUCUGGGCAUCCUGCAGUGAUGGCCUAACCUGAUCAAGACCCAUGCCACUGUGAAGUGUAGGCUGGGAUCAGUGAUUGCAGUAUACAGCUGAGAACUGAUUUGAACAAAGAUCCUGUGGUCAGUGAAAGGAGCACCACUGAAUCAUUGUCCAUGAUGCUGAUCAUUGGAAACUAAGGCUGGCAGAUAUUUUGUGAAGACUCCUCGGUUGUUUUCUCAUUUCCAAUCUCUGCAUGGUUUUUCUGUGUGUGGUCAGUAAAGGUCUUUGGUAGCACUGAGAAGCUUCAGUUUACACCAGCAGUGGAGGAAGUGUGGAUGCAUGACCUCUGAUGUGAUUAAAUACAGGACUGAUGCUCGACAAAUGUCAAUCACAAUGAGGUGAACUGCGCAUGGAAGACCCCAGAGCAAAUUCCCAAGGGGUGAAAGUUCACCCAGAAAUUAACGCUAAAGCAAACCUAUCCAAGAAAUGCAGUAUUUAUGUGUGAUUUGUGCAUAAAAAAAGAGGGCUAAUAGAUCCAAUUUCUGGGCAAAGUUUUUUCUCCCAAUCCUUAACCAUUGUAACGCAGCAAACCCCGCCCCCCCCCCCCCGCACUUUUGCUUUCACAGAAAAAUAUUCUGAUACAGAACAUUUUUGUUUCCCUUGUAUCAAGUUAACUGUCAGAUAAACUUUACCAGAUUUGUAUUCAUGCAGUAUUCUAUCCUAAUAUAUGUUUUGGACUUUACCUUGUAUAUUCAGCACUUAAAUACAACAAUUUAACUGUGAACUUGGGUACAGAAUAUGAGAGAAGUUGAGUUAAUAUGUGGUUUGGUGAGGCAUUUGCUGCAAAUAGUUAUGCAAAGGAUUAUUAAAUGUUUUGUUUAAAAAUUGCUUCUUUAUAUCAUCACUUAAUAACCAUGAGAUUUCAUUUUUCCAGUAAAGCCUUUAUCAAUUCCAAGCACUUACGUGGAAACAAUUGACAUGAGACAGAAAAAAAUAAUAGGUAGAUUUAGUAUUGAACUCAAAUAUGCUUUUCUUUAAAUAAUUGGUAAUAAGUCUAAAAAUAACAUAAUUCAAAGUGAAGAGAGUGACCUGAAAUUUAACACGUUGCAAGGCACUGUUUUCGG
This is a messenger RNA of Pristis pectinata (smalltooth sawfish), 4685 nucleotides long. It is a transcript of the gene hhip, whose product is annotated as hedgehog interacting protein. The coding region runs from base 285 to 2534 and encodes 749 amino acids. NCBI's taxonomy places the organism in Eukaryota, Metazoa, Chordata, Chondrichthyes, Rhinopristiformes, Pristidae. The record is from RefSeq and is a predicted model, not a curated record. Gene Ontology annotation, molecular function: serine-type endopeptidase inhibitor activity. The transcript is spliced from 14 exons.